AAACGCAGGUAAGUUGACCGGGUAGAGACCUGAUAACUCUCAAUGUUUACACACUUAGCACUCAGGGCAUUAGUUGCAUGCCCUUGGUGUGCAUGGUUGUUUUGUAAUGGUGUGCUGUGGGUGAAUAAAACACAGAGAGAGCUCAUCGUUGAAAGGUUAUUUCCCAAACUGGUAUAUCUUUUUGUGUUCAAUAGAGGUAGAAACACUAGCUCUUAAGUUGAGAACACACUGAGUUAUUUAAUUAUAAGAGUGUUGGACUGCUUUAGAGCUUUAAAGUCGAUUAAUUAGACACAAACAAUUUGCGUAAAUAAAACAAUGUAUGUUCAGCUGUAAGGGAUCAUUUUACAAAUACACAUGUGGACGCUAUUUAAGUAUGAUUUUUUUGUCUUUGAUCCCCGUAAAUUUAAGCUUUAUUUUGAUUAGAAUUGAUUCAUAAAACGGGAAAUAAAUACAGGUUUUUAAAGCCUUAUCGAAGACCAAUUCUUUAUAUGAUCAUUAGAUUCUUGCUUUAAUUUUAAUAGUUUAAAAUCAUUUAUUUGAUCAAAACUUUAUGUUUAAUUCAUAUCAAAUAUUAUUUAAAUUUCACCCUUCUGUGUCAUAGUCCACUAUCAUUAUGUUUUCUUUUUUAUUUUUAAAUUUAACUCAACAGAUGGACUUAAGUCUGAUACAGAACGCUAAUUUAUGGAUCUUUUUUUGUCCUAGGAAAAAUGGGGCUUUUCACAGAAAACAAUAGUAGAGGGAAAAGUUUUCGUCGAAAAAUGACGUAACUACUUGAACUUGUCGUGUGAUCAAUGCCACGUGGUGCGAUUGCUCAACCAAUGGAGGCUCGCUAUGACGAUUCGACUCGCUAGGACAUGGGGUCGCUUAAAACACGACUAGAAAACUGAGAGUUGUCCGCAAAUAUCAUAGACAGCAAAGAUGGGCAGCCUUUCGGAUUGGUGCGUCCGCUCGUGCGCACACCUGAACAGCCUGCCGGCGGCCGUCAUGUGCAUCAGCUUGUUCGGCGUGCAGGCCGGGGUGAUGGAUUACUACCUGGUGUCUCACCUGUCAAUAACGUAUCACUGGUGGCUGCUCGCCGAUGCCUUCAACCUCGCCCUGCUCAUCGCCAGCAUCAUCUACUCCGGCAACGCCAUAGAGCGGCAGAGGAACAGCCAGCGAGGCAAGGAUAUCCCCCACAGCAUCUCUUGGCUGUCGUGGCUCCUCAUGAGCAUCAGCUCCUCCGUCAAGAUCGUUCUCGUGAUCAAGCUGAACGCCAUGGAGCUGGAGAAGGAUCCUUCAUUUUUCGGGCCCAACACGUUCAAGACGGCGAUAGCCCUAGCGAGCUGCAUAUUUCUCUUUCUGCUGAACACGCAGCACGACUCGCCCUUCGGUAGCGAGCGGCGCGAGUACAUCUCGGAUCUGACCGGAACGGUGGUGUUCGACAUCCUGGACACGGUGGACAUCCUGGAGGUCUGCUUCACCCCCGACGACCGCGACUCUCUGUGGGACGGGCUUGAGGAGUUCAUCCUCGCCCAGGCGUCACUCAACAUCAUCCUGCCGACCGUCCCCCUGCUGACCUUAAGCCGGACCCAGUUCGGACGCGACGGGCUCACCCGGCCGAUGAUCUGUCUCCAUCGCCUGCUGGUCGUGCUCGUGGUGAACGUGCCGAAUUUGAUAACGAGGCUGAUCCUGUGGCACGGGGUUAGUGUCGGGAUCUCACCAUUUUUUUUAAAGAACGUGAUCGUCAUUGGCAUGACGCUCUACGAAUUUUACGAACACAAGCGAGACAAAGUGGAGGGGCACAGGAAAGAGGAGCUAGAACUCAGAGACAGCCCCCGUGACGUCCACGGCGAGUUUGUCGCCGCCGCUGAAAAUAAUGUGAAUAUCGCAGACGGGGAGGCAUUUCCUGGAGGCGGCGGUUCUAGUAGGAAAUGGAGCAGGAUCAAGUCAACGGGCGAGCUUUCUUCGACAGUUUCAGAAUGAGCAGCUGACAACAAGGCGCACAAAACAAUCUCGGACGAUUUAUCGAUGAGCAAUGUUUGAAUACAAGAGAUUUGUGCUGUUUGUUUUUGUUAAUAUAUAUUUUAGUGUUGUUAAUUUACCCGGUGACAUAGCUAAUGUGUGCAUAACUGAUGAUUCUAAUUGCCA
This is a messenger RNA of Lymnaea stagnalis (great pond snail), 2127 nucleotides long. Lineage: Eukaryota; Metazoa; Mollusca; Gastropoda; Lymnaeidae. The record is from the annotation of a GenBank genome assembly.